AUGGGUUCCUCCCUGAGCCGGGCGAUGGGCAAGAUCUUUGGCAACAAGGAGAUGCGCAUUCUGAUGCUUGGCCUCGACGCGGCGGGCAAAACGACCAUCCUGUACAAGCUCAAGCUCAACCAAUCCGUCACCACCAUCCCUACCGUCGGAUUCAACGUCGAAACCGUGCAGUAUAAGAACGUCAAGUUCAACGUGUGGGAUGUAGGUGGACAGGAUAAGAUCAGGCCGCUAUGGAGGCAUUACUACACGGGAACGCAGGGGUUGGUGUUUGUAGUGGACUCUCAGGAUCGGGACAGGGUGGAUGAGGCCAGGCAGGAACUGCAUAGGAUCAUUGGAGAUCGCGAGAUGCGGGAUUGUUUGUUGCUGGUGUUCGCGAACAAGCAGGAUCUGCCCGGGGCUAUGAGUCCCGCUGAGGUGACGGAGAAGUUGGGCCUGCAUAGGAUGCGAGAUCGAAGCUGGUUUGUUCACCCGAGCUGUGCGACCAGUGGCGAAGGGCUCUACGAAGGGUUGAGCUGGUUGAGCCAGAACGUUAGCACGACUAAGAGCUGA
Messenger RNA from Kalmanozyma brasiliensis GHG001, 549 nucleotides. Its product is annotated as Small GTPase superfamily, ARF/SAR type. NCBI's taxonomy places the organism in Eukaryota, Fungi, Basidiomycota, Ustilaginomycetes, Ustilaginales. Gene Ontology annotation, biological process: vesicle-mediated transport; intracellular protein transport. The record is from RefSeq and is a predicted model, not a curated record. The coding region runs from base 1 to 549 and encodes 182 amino acids. Gene Ontology annotation, molecular function: GTP binding; GTPase activity. Gene Ontology annotation, cellular component: cytoplasm. The transcript has a single exon.